GCCGAAUUUCAGUGGGGCGGCAGGCGAUGGACAAGUGUACAUACAGCAGAAUCGGGAUUGCAAGGGAUGUCAUUCCAAGCUUUUACCCUUCUCAAGUUCUCGUCAGCAACCCUCGAGGUGGAUGGUCGAUCUCAAUGUGGCGUACUCGAGCUCAACAGUGUUAAUGUCCCCAUUGCUGAGGGCGGAAAGGCCAGCGAUGCCCAAUCGAAUCAAGAGUUCUAUCUGGUACUUCGUGUAGGUGUAUAUGAUACACCGAUUGAUCCGUCCAGACCAGUAAAGGUCACUUCGAGACAUGACGGGAGUUCGUAUAUGUUUGGCACCGCAGAUGGCAGGACAGCAAUGUUACUGCUUCCUACCCCUUCGCAGAACGACACGCAGGCUAUCGAGGACCAAGAAACCUUGCACGAAAUUCUCUCACAGUACGCAGAUGUCCAGGAACAGACUCCGAUGCGGGUAGGUCAGGUACAAGUGGGAACAGUGUCCGAUGAAUCUGCCAGAGGUCGCGUGUUCUUCGUAGACGAGGAUACCGGUCGGGUAGUCGGAGAACUUGACCACAAGUUCCACAUAAAGGAGGAUCCUGCGUUGGUCCUUCCUUACGCCGAUAAUGCUCCUGUGGUCAUCGAGAUUAUUGAUGGAGAUGCAGAGGAAGGUUUCGCGCGCGUGGUACCUCCUGAAGAGCGAGAUUGGAUCACCAGCUCGGCGACGUUCGUUAGCCGUGCUAUCUCUGGGACUACGAGACUGAUCUUGACGACAAUUACCUCUGCUUCAGACUACUACAUCGACCGCAGCAAACCUCACUCUCCAGUCCCCUUAGCAAAUGAUGAUUCCAGUCUCGCAUCUCAACGCGUGCUCAUGUUCUUCACUUCUGAGAACACACAGAAGGGAUUGUCAACUGUUCACUCACUCAGUGCUCAAGCUGCGACGGUCAGCAGCGAGACAGUUGGGUUGAUCCAGAGUAUGGUGAAGCGUAUGGUCAGAGGGAAGCAGAAACCCGCGCCAGUUUUAAUACCGGCCCCGCUGGGACCGUCAUCCUCAGGAACCGCCGCGAACUCGUUGAAGCCGCCUCUACCUCCUCGCAUGCCGUCGCCGUCGUCCCCCCGACCACGGUACAGCGGAGAAAGUACCAAACCACCUCUCCCUCCCAGGAAAGACCUUCCGCCAAGAUAUUCGAGGACGCCAUCGCCACAACCACCCGUUCCAGGCAUGUUUACUCCCAAAGAGUCAUCUAAUCCCCCGCCUCUGGGGAUGCCCAAACGUUUGCUACUCUCGGUGGAUAUGAUACUAUCGACGAUGGAUUCUUCCCUCAAGCAGAUUGUUUCCGUCGGUGGGGAUAAUCUCACACGCAUCGUCGAACACCAGUACGGAGCUGAAGCAGCUCGCAGUGCAGGGUUGGUGGCUGGGACUACCAAGAACAUUGUUGCUGUCUACAUCGACAUGAGAGAUGUAGGCAGACGAGCUAUCAUCAAGAUGGUGGGCAGGGAGUACGUUGUGGCAAAGAUGGGAAGUCGGACUGGAUGAGCCUAUUCCAGUUGGUCAUUCCAGUUCUGGAGCGCUGUUUCAAAAGCACAAACCGCACCAGAACCAACACAAGUACUCGUUGUCGUAAUCUUGCCUCUCUUGGACUCUCGUCGCUGUAUUGACAUUUUGGCUGGCGUCCAUGUAAGUUCACUGUAGAAUACUACUGACUUUCAUCGAUUUGGACGAUGUUCUCAAAUUUCCAUCUCAAUCAUGGGUACGACGGUCCUCACCUUGAAACCCGUGACAGAAAUGUAUCGCUCCUUUCAGCUGGAGAAAGUCGCCCUUGUCUCCCCUCGACCAGCGUGAUAAGAAUGGACUGAAACAGACUCUCUACGCGGGUGGGCAAGUCCCUCGGCAUGAAGAAUUUAGAUCAGUGAUAAACGAAUAAUGUGAUGGUGGCAGAUAAUCAGCCUCCGGCGUCUGCACGCUGUGGGAGGCU
Pisolithus orientalis is the source of this 1957-nucleotide messenger RNA. RefSeq lists its product as uncharacterized. Gene Ontology annotation, biological process: cell division. The record is from RefSeq and is a predicted model, not a curated record. The transcript is spliced from 4 exons. NCBI's taxonomy places the organism in Eukaryota, Fungi, Basidiomycota, Agaricomycetes, Boletales, Pisolithaceae. Bases 67 to 1518 code for a protein of 483 amino acids. Gene Ontology annotation, cellular component: plasma membrane.